Molecule: messenger RNA, 1690 nt
Organism: Mangifera indica (mango)
Lineage: Eukaryota; Viridiplantae; Streptophyta; Magnoliopsida; Sapindales; Anacardiaceae
Product: SAP30-binding protein-like
Exons: 8
Coding region: 181-1368 (395 amino acids)
Biological process (GO): regulation of DNA-templated transcription
Cellular component (GO): nucleus
Source: RefSeq, a predicted model, not a curated record
GGAAAUAAUGAAGGUACAUUCAAAUUGGGCCUAAGCGCAGCCCAAAUUAAACUGACCUUCAAAAUUCCCUUCCACUUCAGUUCCUUCUUCUCGAAACCCUUUCUCGCUCUUCUGUGAAAUAGGCUAAAAUUAACGAAAUUCUACUCACUAAAAUUGAAAUUCGUCAAAACCAUAGAUUUUAUGGCGUCGAAGAAGAAGCAACUGGAAGGAAUUGCUCUGCUUUCCAUGUACAACGACGAUGAAGAUGACGAGGAGAUGGAAGACCUCGAAGAGGAAGUACAGCAACAGGAGGAUGAAAAUCAGGUAGCAAAUAAUUUAGAAGAGGAUUCGAGAAUGAGCGUUGGCGAUGAUACCGUCGCUGGUGACGAGAGUUCGACACCGCAGCAGCCUCAGGUCUCGUUCAUAUCACCCAAGCAUCAACAUGGGGUUCCUUCAGAUUCGAGGAGUGGAAAAGGGAGAUUGACAAUCGUGGACUAUGGGCAGGACGAGGUUGCCAUGUCACCUGAACCUGAGGAAGGGGAAAUUGAGCUUCAAAAUGCUAAUGAUGAUUUCCGAGAAAGGACACCUAUGGGAACUGUUCAGGUUUUGACACCUGGUGAUCAAAGAACUCCUCAAUCAACAGAGCAUUUUGAACAAUCACAACCAGAUCCAAUGAGUUAUUCUUUCACAGAUUCAGAUGCUGUGGAAGUUCAGGAGGCUGUGGAGGUUACAGAAGAAGAAGCUGAUCCGUUAGAUAAGUUUCUUCCUCCGCCACCAAACGCGAAGUGCUCAGAGGAGCUACAGAGGAAGAUAGAUAAAUUUCUAGGUUUAAAGAGAAUUGGAAAAAGCUUCAAUGCAGAAGUUCGAAAUAGGAAGGAUUAUCGGAAUCCAGACUUCUUACUGCAUGCAGUGAGUUAUCAAGAUAUUGAUCAGAUAGGGUCUUGCUUCAGUAAAGAUGUGUUUGACCCACAUGGAUAUGACAAAAGUGAUUACUACGAUGAAAUAGAGGUAGACAUGAGGCGUGAAAGAGAAAGAAAGGAUCAAGAAAGUAAAAAGAAUCAGAAGGUAGAAUUUGUUGCAGGAGGAGUGCAAACUGGAAUGGUUGCUGCUGUCCCAAAACCUAACAUGGUCACUCAAGUGCUGAAUGCAAAUGAUGUUGUUGCAAGGGAUGGUAGACAAAACAAGAAAUCAAAGUGGGACAAGGUGGAUGGUGAUCGAAGGAAUCCUCUAUCUAUGGUGGGGCAGGAUUCUCUAUCUUCAGUUGGGGCCCAUGCGGCAAUCUUAUCUGCUGCUAAUGCUGGCUCUGGUUACACUGCCUUUGCGCAGCAAAGACGGCGAGAGGCAGAAGAAAGAAGAUCUAGUGAAAGGAAGAUGGAGAGGAGAUCUUGAGCUGUUUAUAAUGGAAUACAUAGGCACUAAUUCGGAACAAAGCAAAUUGCUCUUGGUAUGACUCUGUUCAGAUUUUGUUCUGCUUGAGAGUCAUUAAUCAGGAUGCUGUUGCUUUCUACUCUCACCCUUUUCCCUUUUUUUCUCCACUCCACAAAUAUAAACGGUCUCUGUUGGGAAUCCCAAGAAUGACGCCCGAGAUGCUGUUAUGGAUAUUCUUCCUCUCGCCCAGCUUUGUAUUAGACCCAAGUUUUGUUGAAAAAGUAAAAUUGAAUUGCCAAGAAAUAGGCAUAUUGGGAACAAAUGGCAAAGUCAUCUUUUUGAA